Messenger RNA from Harpegnathos saltator (Jerdon's jumping ant), 2678 nucleotides. RefSeq names its product protein KRI1 homolog. The record is from RefSeq and is a predicted model, not a curated record. NCBI's taxonomy places the organism in Eukaryota, Metazoa, Arthropoda, Insecta, Hymenoptera, Formicidae. Gene Ontology annotation, biological process: endonucleolytic cleavage in ITS1 to separate SSU-rRNA from 5.8S rRNA and LSU-rRNA from tricistronic rRNA transcript (SSU-rRNA, 5.8S rRNA, LSU-rRNA). Gene Ontology annotation, cellular component: 90S preribosome; nucleolus. Bases 69 to 2411 code for a protein of 780 amino acids. The transcript has 9 exons.
GUUUAAAGGUGCACAUGUGUGCCUACAAAGUUGCGUUUUAUAAUUUUUAGCCUUUGUAUCCAUUUAAUAUGUCAACGUUAUUUGAAGGUGAUAAUUCAGAUUCUGACGAAGAUAUUAAGAUAAAUUCGGAAUAUGCUAAAGAUUACAAUAAUUGGCGUCAGAAGGAAGAACUAAAUAAAUUAAAAACAAAAUAUGAAGAGGUUAUCACGGAAGACAGCAGCUUGUCUGACGAUGAUGAAGAUGAUGAGAAUAUUGAAAAUCCACAAUUUGAUAAAGAAUUUUACAAAACUUUGGCAUAUUUGAAGAAAAAAGAUCCAUGUAUAUAUGAUGAAAGUGUCAAGUUCUUUGACACAAUUGAUGAAUCUGAAUGCAUUGGACCAAAAAACAAGAAAGAAAAAAAAUCAAAGAAAAAAAAAGCUGUCUUUUUACGUGACUAUGAACGUAAAAUUAUAAUGGAAGGACAUGGGCAGUUUAGUAGUAGUGAAAAUGAAGAUAAUACAAAGGAGAAUGAUAAAAUUAAAAUUUCAACUUAUAUGGAGGAACAACAAGAAAUGAAAAAUGAUUUCAAACAUGCCCUAAAAGAAGAUACAGAUGAAGAUACUGAUUUUCUGAAACCAAAGCAAAAGACAGAAGAUGAUAAUCAGGAGGAAGAGAACUCGUACAAGAAGUGGCUAAAAGGUCAACAGUUAGAAAUUGAUCCUCAAAAACAAGAAGAACUUAAAUCAUUGCGUGAUUUCUGGACAAAUCCUGAUUUAGAUCCAAAUGAAAAAUUUUUGAGAGAUUAUAUUUUAAAUAACAAAUAUAUGGAUAAGGAAUCUUCCGAUACAGAACUAGAUUAUGAUCAAAUUGCUCACGACAGUGAUAAGAAUUUAUCAGAGGAUGAAAUGAAUAUUAAAAAACAGGAGGAAUUUGAACACAAAUACAAUUUUAGAUUUGAAGAGCCUGAUCAGGAAUUUAUUAAGAGGUAUCCACGAACUAUGGAAAAUACAAUGCGAAAAAAAGAUACGCGCAGAGCGCAAAAGAGAGCAGAAGUCAGGCAAAGGAAAGAGGAAGAAAAACGGCAAAAGGUAGAAGAAUUGAAACAACUAAAAGCACUGAAAAGAAAAGAGAUGGAAGAAAAGAUAGAGAAGCUGAAAGAAAUCACAGGGAACAAUGAUAUACGUUUCGAUAGCGUUGAUUUCGAUGCCGAUUUCGAUCCGAAUGAAUACGACAGAAAGAUGAAAGAAAUUUUUAACGAAGAAUAUUAUGCUGGUGCUGAAGGUGAUGUGAAACCAGAAUUUCCAGAUAUUGACGAGGAGUUGGAUAUUGAGGGUACAUGGGAUGACUAUGAUCCGAGUGCAUAUGAAAUUGACAUAGAAAAUACGCCACACGAAGAACCUUAUUGUGAAGACGCAGAUUUUAAUAUGGAUGCUGAUUACGACGGGUCUCAAAAUUUGCAAUCAGAACUUAUAAAGAGCAUCAGAAAGCGAAAAAAGAAAAGGGGCUCUAAGUUUGCUGCGCUUAUAGCGAAAGAAAAACCAAAAUUUGAUCCAAAACAGUUCCCUUCAUAUGAAGAAUAUUUUGACCAAUAUUACUCAAUGGACUAUGAAGAUAUGAUCGGAGAUUUGCCUUGCAGAUUUAAGUAUAGAAAAGUAGUACCGAACGACUAUGGGCUAAGUGUUCCAGAGAUCCUAAUGGCCGAUGAUAAGGAGUUAAAUAAAUGGUGUUCUUUAAAACGAGCUCUUCAACAUAAAUCUGAGGACUUAGAAAUGCAAGAGAUUCGAUCGUAUAAACAAAAGGCGUCGAAUGAAAUGCUUAAACGGAAAAUUCUCAGCAGCUUGUUCACUGAAUCAGAAAAACAAGAAGAUGAACAUGUGGAUGAUCAAACGAGCGAUAACACUGGCGGUAAGAAGCGUAGACGAAAGAAGAAAACUAAAAACAAUGUGGAUUCUACUAACACCAACACCAUUCUUGAAGAAAAGAUUAUAAAAAUCAUUGAAAAUAAUACACAAAAUAAUUCUCAUAAUAUUAAGAAUGACAUAGAACAAGAUAAAGAUACGCAACAGAAAAGUAUAGCAAGUAAAAAUAAGCAUAAACGGAAAAAUAAAUUAAGAGUCGACGAUGAUGAUCCGAAGCCGAAGAAGAUAAAAACGGAUAAUGUAAAGAAAGAAAGAUCGCAAGUAAAUAAGAAGAUAGAAGAGAAUAACGAAGGAACAGUACCUGCUGAUAAAACCGCGGUUAUACAGACAAAAAGGAACAAAAUGAAGGAAAAGAGAAACCUGCAAUUGAAUAAAGCAAAAAGCAACAAGCGCAAAUCAAAUAGUGAUAGCAUCGAUCCGAUGAUGUCCUUGAACGCAGAACGAUUAAAAACGUACGGCAUAAAUGCUAAGAAGUUUAAAAACAAAUUAAAGUAUGGCAAAAAGAAAUUCUGAACGUUAUAAUCUCUUGUACAUUUUUAUAAAUAUAUAAUUCUUCACAAGACUCUUAUAAGAUUAGUUUUCCUAUGUAUAAUCCUAAUAAUUCUAUGCUUCUAUCUAUGGCAAAAAGUUAGGUGGAGCCAUUGUACACUGUUAAUACUUGUAACAUCCAAUUCAACAUUAGGAUGAAUUUAUUGUACUGUUGAACGCGAUAACUUAAUAUGUAAUGUGUUAUUAAGAAUGGAAGUUGGAGAUUAAAUAAACGGUAUAAUUUACUGUUAC